CAUUUGACAAUUUUUGAGGUGAAAUAUGGGAUUAUUUUCUCUUUUAAUACAGCUGAGCUAAGAAAUUUUCAUAGUUUUUUGUUGUAUCAAAAUAUUUCUUUUAAAUUUUAAAGAUGUCUGUGGUUAAAGUAUAUGCGGCCACAAAAUUAUGUCGUGGUUUCUUUAACCCAACGUUGUACAGAGCACUUUCUGCUGUAGCCAAACAUGAUACCAGUCAUCUUGAUAUCGUUAAACCUGAAAAAGGAUAUAUUUAUGUCAAUAAUAAAGAGCUGAGCAUGGAAUUUAAAGAUAUUACCGAUCGGGCCGCUGCAACUAUGUUUUGGACUGAAUUAAUUCGCGGUUUUAUGGUAACGUUGGCUCAUAUUUUUAAAGAGCCUGCUACUAUAAACUAUCCUUUCGAAAAAGGGCCGUUAAGUCCAAGAUUUCGUGGAGAACAUGCUUUAAGGCGUUAUCCGAGUGGUGAAGAGAGAUGUAUUGCUUGUAAAUUAUGCGAAGCAAUUUGUCCAGCUCAAGCUAUUACUAUUGAAGCUGAAGAGAGAGCUGACGGCAGCCGAAGAACAACUCGUUAUGAUAUUGACAUGACAAAGUGCAUUUAUUGUGGAUUUUGUCAAGAAGCGUGCCCAGUCGAUGCUAUAGUGGAAGGACCUAAUUUUGAAUUUUCUACAGAAACACAUGAAGAACUACUAUAUAAUAAGGAAAAACUUCUAAGUAACGGUGAUAAAUGGGAAUCUGAAAUUGCUUCCAAUAUUCAAGCCGAUCAUUUGUACCGUUAAAAUAAAUGAAAAAUAAUAAGCAGUCUUUAUAUUUAUAACAUCUAUAUUGAUUAAUUUCCAUGCUUAAUUAAAAAAAUUAGUUAAAACUUUUAA
Condylostylus longicornis is the source of this 866-nucleotide messenger RNA. It is a transcript of the gene ND-23, whose product is annotated as NADH dehydrogenase (ubiquinone) 23 kDa subunit. Gene Ontology annotation, cellular component: membrane. NCBI's taxonomy places the organism in Eukaryota, Metazoa, Arthropoda, Insecta, Diptera, Dolichopodidae. Bases 114 to 773 code for a protein of 219 amino acids. The record is from RefSeq and is a predicted model, not a curated record. Gene Ontology annotation, molecular function: 4 iron, 4 sulfur cluster binding; NADH dehydrogenase activity. The transcript has 3 exons. Gene Ontology annotation, biological process: mitochondrial respiratory chain complex I assembly; mitochondrial electron transport, NADH to ubiquinone.